This is a messenger RNA of Maudiozyma saulgeensis, 1209 nucleotides long. The record is from the annotation of a GenBank genome assembly. NCBI's taxonomy places the organism in Eukaryota, Fungi, Ascomycota, Saccharomycetes, Saccharomycetales, Saccharomycetaceae.
AUGUCUUUCGUCAGUACUUACAAGCCAGUUUCAUUUAAGGACACUAACAUGUUCAAGCCACUAAAAGUUGGUAACACUGAAGUUCUUCAUAGAGUCUUCAUGCCUCCAUUGACUAGAAUGAGAGCGCAACACCCAGGCAAUGUGCCAACUUCAGAAUGGGCUGCAAAGUACUACGAUCAACGUUCAAAGAGACCAGGUUCCAUGUUGAUUACUGAAGGUACUUUUAUUUCCCCACAGGCUGGGGGUUAUGAUCACGCACCAGGUAUUUGGUCUGAUGCUCAAGUUGCUGAAUGGAAGAAAAUUUUUGCUAAGAUUCAUGAAAACAAGUCCUUUGUUUGGGUCCAAAUGUGGAAUUUAGGUCGACAAGCUGGUGUUAGAGAAAUGGCUAGAGAUGGUCUACGUUACGAUUCUGCUUCUGAUGGCGUCUACAUGGAUGAAGAAUCUGAAAAAUUAUCCCUAGAAGUUAAGAACCCACAACAUGGCUUAACAGAAGAUGAAAUUAAGCAAUACAUUAAAGAAUAUAUUCACGCCGCUAAAAACUCUAUCGAAGCAGGUGCUGAUGGUGUAGAAAUUCAUGGUGCUCAUGGUUAUUUACUAAAUCAAUUCUUAGAUCCACUAUCCAACAAGCGGACCGAUAAAUAUGGUGGAAGUAUUGAAAACAGAGCAAGGUUCACUUUAGAAGUUGUUGAUGCUUUAAUUGAUGCCAUUGGUGCCGAAAAAGUGGCUAUCAGAUUGUCUCCAUACCACACAUAUGGUACUAUGUCUGGUUCUAAGGACCCAUGCACCAUUGCUACAAUGGCUUAUGUUAUUGGUGAGUUAGAAAAGAGACGUAGAGCUGGUAAGCCAUUAGCUUACAUCCACAUGACCGAGCCAUUAAUUAAUGAUAACUCUACUGGUCCAGUCACUGAAGUUGUUCCUAAGAAGCAUGAAGAAGGUACCAAUGAAUUUAUUUUCUCUAUCUGGAAGGGUCCUGUAUUAAGAACUGGUGAAUUAGGUGAAAACCCAACUUUAGCAGCUAAAUUAUUGGAAAAUGAUAGAACUAUGGUUGGUUAUGGUAGAUACUACAUUUCUACUCCAGAUAUCGUUGAUCGUUUGGAAAAGGGUUUACCAUUUAACAACUACAGAUACAAGCUAUUCUACGGUCAAACUGCAGAAGGGUAUAUUGACUACCCAACUUACGAUGAAGCUAUCAAAUUAGGCUACAAAUAA